Micromonas pusilla CCMP1545 is the source of this 171-nucleotide messenger RNA. RefSeq lists its product as uncharacterized. Gene Ontology annotation, biological process: proton motive force-driven ATP synthesis. Gene Ontology annotation, molecular function: proton-transporting ATP synthase activity, rotational mechanism. The transcript is spliced from 2 exons. The record is from RefSeq and is a predicted model, not a curated record. NCBI's taxonomy places the organism in Eukaryota, Viridiplantae, Chlorophyta, Mamiellophyceae, Mamiellales, Mamiellaceae. Bases 1 to 171 code for a protein of 56 amino acids.
AUGCUCGAGGCGGCGCAGGGGGAGAUUAAGGUGUUGGAGUCGAAGUGGAAGGGUCGCAUGGACCUGCCGAUGACCGAGAUUGGCGUCGGCGCGCUCUUCACCGCGGAGGUGUACGCGUGGUUCUGCGUCGGAGAGGUCCUCGGCCGCGGCGGCUCCAUCACCGGAUACUGA